ACCAAUGUCACGCUAGUUUUUUUCUCUCGCGACAAGCCGGGACAAGCAUGCUUUCCUCGUUGGGGUUAUUCCACGAGGAAAAUCAAUAAUGGACUAUGCCACGUAAUGUGAGCGCUCCAACAAGUUGCAGGGCGAUUAUCGCAUAGAAUCGUUCGAGUACUAUUUCUUAGAAUUCGCCAAGCGAUAGUUUAUACGAUUCUCGUAACAGGGGGUGACAGAUAUACGCCAUUGAGUUCUGAAAAUCCGAGAAUAAUACACGACAACUGUGACAUAUGCGCUCCCCUUCAGUGUUUGCCUGAAUAUCACUCAGCGGAAUGAAUAUUUGUUAAUUACCGCGAUAUUGUUAACUGCGACAUGUGUUUCAUACCUAUGGGCAUUUCAGUCUUCACGUUGAUCCUUUCACAUUUGGCGAGCUGUGAAGCACAAAAGAAUUAAUGCGAACGUUUGUUUGUGUUUCAGAUUAAUUGAGAGAGGACGAGCUCCUAUAUUUCUAAAUGUGUUGAAUCAUGGAAGAUAGCGGUAUUGACAGUGAUCCUAAAGCUGUUAGUCACGUCGAGGAUGAGAGACUUUUCUUGGGCAGCGACAGCAGCUGUAGCAGCAACCACACGCAGGUUUCUCAACGGAACACAACGAAACAGUUGCAAAAGAAACUCGAGACACGCAUCGAACAGGCAAAGCGAAUCCAGCGCAACUCGGAUUACAUAAAGCUUCCAAAGUAUGACAAUGAAAAUGCGAGCAGCACCAGUUCCACCGGGCUGAUAUCAAUUCAACGAUUGCCUAUACCACAUAAAAACAAGGAGCAUCUUCCUCUAGUCGAAUACUGGCACAGCGAAAGUGAAAGUGAGGACGAGAUGACUAUCUUUCCGGCGAAGUCGAAGGAUUCCUCAAAGCACAAACAAGAUCUCACAGACACGUUCAGCAUCGGGGAAUUAAGCGACGAAAGCGAGGACUCUUUGAAUCUGGACCCGGCGCAACCACCACACCCCUUCAUGCGAACUUACGUACCUACUGGGUGUUUCGCUUGCCAUUGCCAUAUAUUAUAAUGUAAUAUAGCUUACACACUGGACUGAUCGCGUAUAAAUUGAUUAUUAUUUAAGUGUUAGUUUCAUUGAAAACAUAUUUACAUCUUUAAAACACAUUACAUAUCACACUUUUACCAAGUUGUGUUCUCUUCAAGUUUAUUUUGAGUUACGAAAUUAAUUUAUUGUAUCAUAUCGAAUCGUACAUUGUUUACAGAGAAUAUGCUUAAAUGAUUAAAAUUAUUUUAUUAAACUGUCGCCUAUUCAGUU
Molecule: messenger RNA, 1289 nt
Organism: Vollenhovia emeryi
Lineage: Eukaryota; Metazoa; Arthropoda; Insecta; Hymenoptera; Formicidae
Exons: 4
Coding region: 507-1043 (178 amino acids)
Source: RefSeq, a predicted model, not a curated record